UUAGUUUUUAAUCUCUCUUUUCUAAACUAAGAUAAAAUGGAAAUGAGAGAAGGAAUGGAAUAAAUGUUGUUGAAGAUCAUAUUGGCACCGCGCAUUUGUAUUAUUCCCAAGAGGAGUAGGAGGGUACAUGUGUGUGCCAGAAAGCAUUUUGGGUAACUUAGUAUUUCCGGAAGUAUGAUAUACCAUAUCUUUCUUGGCUUAAAAUAAAAUUUGCUUGGACAAAUAUCUCUUUUGUUUGUCGGAGAAAGUCCUGCAAUGGAUAGUUUUUCAAAGAAACUUGGGCUGGAGAAGAAAAUGGCUCUUAAACUCAGCGCAAUCACUAAACAUGAAGAAGAUUUCCAUUUUAUGGAUAAGGAAGAACCUGGCAAGGACGCUUCAGAGGACAUGACUCGGGAGUCACUAAUAGCCAUCUCUUACCCUGUGGCCGGGAAGGAUCUUGCCUUGGGACAUUCACCCGAAGAUUCAAACAUUGCAAAUGUGGUUGAAGGUAUAAAUGGUGAUGGCGAUGAGAAGUAUAGGUCUAAGCUGAUCUCAAUAUCCUAUCAACCGUCACCAGACAUCAAAGCCCUACCGGUUCGGCCCGGAGAACUUAAGGGUUAG
This is a messenger RNA of Ilex paraguariensis (yerba mate), 600 nucleotides long. Lineage: Eukaryota; Viridiplantae; Streptophyta; Magnoliopsida; Aquifoliales; Aquifoliaceae. The record is from the annotation of a GenBank genome assembly.